This is a messenger RNA of Rhineura floridana, 2532 nucleotides long. RefSeq names its product pygopus family PHD finger 2 (gene PYGO2). Lineage: Eukaryota; Metazoa; Chordata; Lepidosauria; Squamata; Rhineuridae. The record is from RefSeq and is a predicted model, not a curated record. Bases 236 to 1513 code for a protein of 425 amino acids. The transcript has 3 exons. Gene Ontology annotation, biological process: kidney development; spermatid nucleus differentiation.
UCACUUCCGCCUCUAUUGCCCGUUUAAACGCAAGUCUUCCGGGCUUUCGUGUCACCAAAGAGCCCGCUGAACCCUAGGCGCGUCCUUCUUCUCCGUCGCCUUGUCCUCUCUAUGGGCUUCCGCUUCCUGUUCCCGUCGCGAUGGCGCGCGCAGGGCCUCUCCGGCUCGCGUAGCUGCCCUCCCCCACCCCAUUCUCCCUUCCCCUCCCCCUUUCCCCCCCUUUCUUUCCCCUCUUAUGGCGGCCCCUCACCCCGACAAGCUGGAGGGGGGAGUGGGCCCAGCUCCGCCUGCUCCAGUGGGACCGCCGCCUGCUCCAGGUCCGCCGCCAGGCAGCAUCUCCACGGGGCCAGGCCGCAAGCAGGGCAAGGCCGGCCUUCAGAUGAAGAGUCCCGAGAAGAAGCGUCGCAAGUCCAAUACACAGGGCCCUGCCUAUUCCCACCUCUCGGAGUUCGCUCCCCCGCCCACGCCUAUGGUUGACCACCUGGUGGCGUCGAACCCCUUUGAGGAUGACUUCGGGGCCCCCAAAGUUGGUUCCGCCUCUGCUCCUUUCCUCGGCAACCCGGGCCCCUUUGGGAACUUCCGCAUGCAGGGGGCGAUAGGGCCUCAGGUUCCACCUGGCUAUGGUGGAGGGCCGCAGCCCAUGCGAAGGCAGCCGCCCCCUUUUGGACCGAGCCAGAUGGGCCCUGCCUUCAACAUGCCUCCCCAGAACCCUGGGUAUGUGCAACCUGGUGGGAUGGGCUUUGGGGGCCAGCCCUUUGGCCAACCCUUGGGACAGAACUUCAGCCCCCCUGGCGGACAGCUGAUGCAGGGCCCCAUGGGAGGCUUUGGCCCCAUGAUCUCCCCAACCAUGGGGCAGCCCCCACGCGGAGGGGACAUGGGCUCAGGGCCUGCACUCAAUCCCCCGGGGGGGCCCCCAAUGGCACAACGAUUUGGCCAGCCAGGCAACCUGUUUGGACAGUCGCCCAUGCAUCGCCCCAACCAAAAUCUCCCCAACCUUCCCCCCAACCCCAGCCCCUUUCCUGGGCCUGACCCCGGCUUCCCCCCCAGCAGCGAAGACAAUGGUGGGGGCGCCGGCGGCAAACCCCUCAACACCCCUAGCACCUUCAGCCAGGAGCAGCACACCGGAUCGCCGGCAGCCGUGAAUGGCACCCAGCCCACCUUCGCCCCCAACAGCGGGGGGCACGGCGGUGCGGGCACGCCGGAGGCCAACAGCCUUCCUCCCUCCAGCAAGGCCUCUGGCAACUCUGGUCACCAGCCACCACCUGGUCUGGUGUACCCCUGUGGGGCCUGCCGCAGCGAGGUCAACGACGACCAGGACGCCAUCCUGUGUGAGGCCUCCUGUCAGAAGUGGUUCCACCGGGAAUGCACAGGGAUGACAGAGAAUGCUUACGGGCUGCUGACCACCGAGGCGUCUGCGGUCUGGGCCUGUGACUUCUGUCUGAAGACCAAGGAGAUCCAGUCAGUCUAUAUCCGUGAGGGCAUGGGGCAGUUGGUGGCCGCCAACGAUGGCUGACUGGGUGCGGGCCGGCUAUCAUGAGCCCCUGUGGCUGCCUCCUCUGAACUCGUAGGCACCAGGGGUGGCAGCGUCUGUGUUCUGUACCACUAGACUCUCUUUGGUUUCAUUCGUGGACUCCAGGUCUCGCACACGGGUGUGGGCAUUGGUCCAAGGGACACGGGUGGUAGAUUUUCAGAGCCUCCCGGUCGUGAACCACGUGGUGGAAGGGAGUAUGGAGUCCUUGAUCAUCUCUUUAGAAUCCUCGUCACCUUCAGAAACCUGGGGCUGUUUAUUCCCUCACCCCAGACCUCACAGCGUUCCUUCUCCAUCUCUUCCUCCUGCCCUUUGUUGACAGACUGCUACUGUGGUUCAAAGCAGCAGAACGGCCAGUCUCAGCCAGCAGAUGUAAUAUUUUGCCCAGCACUGGGGCAGUUUAGCAUAAAUCAGAGAGUGGUUACUACCACGGUUUGGACCAGUGAGUCUAGCUUUUCUCCUCCAGUGAUGACUCCAUGGAAGAGGACCGCCAUUCCUGUGAACGCAGCAUGGGUCCCAUUGGCGUAGGUUCAGCCUCUUAUCUCCCACUCUUUUGAACUCUUGCCUGCCAAAGCUUGGACCACUGGGCAUGUGUGUGAAGUUUUGAGGAUCCUGUGCUCUAGAGAACCGGAAGAGCAGACGAAUCCUGCCCAAAACCUUUUCCCACGUCAAUGGGCAUUCAAAGAGAGCCAUGCCAGGGAGGGGGGAAAAAAACCUGGACAUUUUUUUUUCUUACCAGUGACCAGAAAAACCAAUGACUUCCUUUUGCUCCUGACUUUUGUAUGUGUGGGGGUUUUUUGCGUGUGUGGUUUGGUCAAGUGGUUACUGAUGUGUUUUGAUAAUUUCUUUUUUCUUUUAAUUCUGUUUUAUCCUGCCGGAACUUUUGAUGGGAAGAGAAUUUGGGAGGAGCGAGGAGGUGUCGCUGGGUCCAUACACGCGCACACGCACAACUUCCUUUUUUUUGUUUUUAUGUGAAAAUAUUAAAAGACAAAUUUUGUACUGUG